This is a messenger RNA of Corvus hawaiiensis (hawaiian crow), 7306 nucleotides long. It is a transcript of the gene PIK3CG, whose product is annotated as phosphatidylinositol-4,5-bisphosphate 3-kinase catalytic subunit gamma. The transcript has 11 exons. Bases 408 to 3728 code for a protein of 1106 amino acids. NCBI's taxonomy places the organism in Eukaryota, Metazoa, Chordata, Aves, Passeriformes, Corvidae. Gene Ontology annotation, biological process: phosphatidylinositol-3-phosphate biosynthetic process; phosphatidylinositol 3-kinase/protein kinase B signal transduction; cell migration. Gene Ontology annotation, cellular component: plasma membrane; cytoplasm; phosphatidylinositol 3-kinase complex, class IB. The record is from RefSeq and is a predicted model, not a curated record. Gene Ontology annotation, molecular function: 1-phosphatidylinositol-4-phosphate 3-kinase activity; 1-phosphatidylinositol-3-kinase activity.
AUCUCUCAAAAAUAUAUUUGGUUUAAAUAUUUUAUUUGAAUUCAUUAAAUUUAUUACCCAGGUUAUUCUUUGCUAUUUUUAAAAGGCUCUAAGCAUGUCUUCUAUACAUAUGUGUUAAAUUGAUGUACUGUUGAUAUAUUUUUACUGUUGUAACAGGAAAAGCAUUCUGACUUCUUUUAAAAUGAGCAAUCAUAUGUAUAAUCAACUUGGUUAAAACUUCCUUCCUGGUAAGUGCAGCACUUCCUUUGCAUCUGGAUAUGAGGCUGAGCAAGAAAAGCAGAACAGCUUAAACAAAGAAAUUUUUUGUGUGAAUGAUCUUCCUUUAAAAAAAUAGGAACUACAAAAAUUAAACAAAUGAAUCAUCUUCAGCAAUUCAGCCUUUGUUUUAUAAGCAGAUUUGUUCUGGCAUGGAGUUGGGGGAUCAUGAACAGCCCGUUGUUAUGAGAGAGGAAAACAAACGAAGGAGAAGAAGAAUGAAACCUCAUUGUACAUCGAGUAGUUUUUCAUCAAUGGAACUGAUAUCCAUUGAGUUCAUUUUACCUACAAGCAAUAAACAUACUAAAGCACCAGAAAUUAUGUUACUCGAAAUAGCUGGCAACUGUACGGUUGAGCAAAUGAAGGCACAGAUUUGGAUGCGUGCAAUAGAGAUGAGUCAAACCACAGACUUCUACCAUGCAUUCACCCCGGACCAGUUUAUUCUGCAGUAUCAGAAGAAAGGACAAUGGUAUGAAAUUUAUGAUAAACAUCAAGUAUUACAGACACUGGACUGCAUACUGUACUGGAAGGUGUUACAGAAAAAGGUAGGCAAGAUCUAUGUUGUCCAGAAGCAAAAACCAUCAGAAGAAGUUCAGGAAUUUCAGCGGCAACUUAACGAUUUAAUUGGUUAUGAUGUCACUGAUGUAAGCAAUGUGCAUGAUGAUGAACUAGAAUUUACCCGGCGCAGAUUAGUCACUCCACGAAUGAUAGAGGUAGCCUGCAGAGAUCCUAAAUUAUAUGCAAUGCACCCAUGGACUACAUCUAAGCCACUCCCAGAAUAUUUAUUUAAAAAGAUCACUAAUAAUAACAUUUUCAUAAUCAUACAUAGAGGAACAACUAGUCAGAAAAUUAAAGUGUCAAUAGAUGACACUCCAGAUAUGAUUCUCCACAGCUUUUUCACAAAAAUGGCAAAGAAAAAGUCUUUGAUGGACAUUCCUGAAGAUCAUAGUGAACUGGAUUUUGUUCUCAGGAUUUGUGGCAGAGAUGAGUACAUUACUGGAGAGACACCAAUCAAAGAUUUUCACUGGAUAAGACAGUGCCUUAAGAAUGGGGAAGAAAUUCACCUUGUCCUAGACAAUCCCCCUGACCCGAAUGAGGACGAAGUUCAGAAGGAAGAAUGGCCUUUGGUGGAUGACUGUACGGGAGUUACAGGGUAUCAUGAACAAUUGACAGUAGAUGGAAAAGAUCAUGAGAGAGUCUUCACUAUCUCUUUGUGGGAUUGUAAUAGGAAAUUUAGAGUGAAAAUAAUUGGCAUUGAUAUCCCAGUUUUACCAAGAAAUACUGAUCUUACUGUGUUUGUAGAGGCUAACAUUCAACAUGGGCAGCAGCUCCUUUCACAGAGAAGAACUUCAUCAAAGCCUUUUACUGAGGAGGUUCUGUGGAAUAUUUGGUUGGAGUUUGACAUCAAAAUCAAGGAUUUGCCUAAAGGAGCACUUCUGAAUCUUCAGAUAUACUGCGGCAAAGCACAGGGACCAUCUGCAAAGACAAACCUUCAGUCACACGACUCCUCCAACUCUGAUGCAAAAUGCAAAACCCAGCUUCUCUAUUAUGUAAAUCUUUUGUUGAUAGAUCACCGUUUCUUGCUUCGAAGUGGGGAGUAUGUGCUCCACAUGUGGAAAAUUCCAGGUAAAGGGGAAGAACAAGGGAGUAUCAAUGCAGACAAACUCACAUCAGCAACUAACCCAGAUAAAGAAAACUCAAUGGCUGUCUCUAUUGUGCUGGACAGAUAUUGUCACCCAAUUGCCCUUCCCAAGCACAGGAUAUCAUCAGAUCCCCAGGGGGACAGGACCCGAGCUGAAAUGCCCAACCAGCUUCGCAAGCAACUUGAAGAGAUCAUAGCAACUGACCCACUUAAUCCACUUUCUCCUGAGGACAAAGAACUGUUGUGGCACUUUAGAUAUGAGAGCAUAAAGCACCCCAAGGCAUAUCCUAAGCUGCUUAGCUCUGUGAAAUGGGGACAACAAGAAAUAGUGGCCAAAACAUACCAGUUGCUAGCUAAAAAAGAGGCUUGGGAUCAGAGCACUUUAGAUGUUGGACUCACAAUGCAACUUCUGGACUGUAACUUUUCAGACGAAAAUGUCCGAGCAAUGGCAGUUCAAAAACUGGAAAGUUUAGAAGAUGAUGAUGUUCUUCAUUAUCUUUUACAGCUUGUGCAGGCUGUGAAAUUUGAGCCAUAUCAUGACAGCGCAUUAGCCAGAUUUCUGCUAAAACGUGGUUUGAGAAAUAAAAGAAUUGGUCACUUCUUGUUUUGGUUCUUAAGAAGCGAAAUUGCCCAGUCCAUGCACUACCAACAGAGGUUUGCAGUCAUCCUCGAAGCCUAUCUUAGGGGCUGUGGAAAAGCAAUGCUGCAUGAUUUCAUGAAGCAGGUUCAAGUAAUUGAAUUGCUGCAUAAAGUCACAAUGGAGAUUAAAUCGGUUUCUGCAGAAAAGUAUGAUGUUACUUCUCAAGUUAUUGCACAGCUGAGACAAAAGCUUGAAAAAUUACAGGGCAGCAAACUUCCAGAAAGUUUUAGAGUUCCGUAUGAUCCUGGACUAAGAGCAGGAGCACUAGUGAUAGAAAAAUGUAAAGUAAUGGCAUCUAAGAAGAAGCCUCUCUGGCUUGAAUUUAAAUGUGCAGAUCCAACAGCUCUGUCAAAUGAAACCAUAGGCAUCAUCUUCAAACACGGAGAUGACCUCCGUCAGGACAUGCUGAUUUUACAGAUUCUUCGAAUUAUGGAAUCCAUUUGGGAAGCAGAAUCCUUGGACCUCUGUUUGUUGCCAUAUGGUUGCAUUUCUACAGGGAACAAAAUAGGAAUGAUCGAAAUUGUGAAAGAUGCUACAACAAUUGCCAAAAUUCAGCAGAGUACAGUUGGGAACACUGGUGCAUUUAAGGAUGAAAUACUAAACCAGUGGCUCAAGGAGAGAUGUAUGAUUGAAGAGAAGUUUCAGGCAGCUGUGGAAAGAUUUGUUUAUUCUUGUGCUGGAUACUGUGUGGCAACCUUUGUACUUGGAAUAGGAGACAGGCACAAUGACAACAUUAUGAUUACAGAAACAGGUAACCUUUUCCAUAUUGAUUUUGGCCAUAUUCUUGGGAAUUAUAAAAGCUUCCUUGGAAUUAAUAAGGAGAGAGUUCCUUUUGUGCUGACUCCAGAUUUUCUGUAUGUCAUGGGAACUUCCGGAAAGAAGACAAGUCUCCAUUUCCAUAAAUUUCAGGACGUAUGUGUGAAGGCUUAUUUAGCUCUCCGACACCACACAAACCUGCUGAUCAUCCUGUUCUCCAUGAUGCUAAUGACUGGAAUGCCCCAAUUAACCAGCAAAGAAGAUAUUGAAUAUAUCAGGGAUGCACUGACAGUAGGGAAAAGUGAAGAAGAUGCCAAAAAGCAUUUUCUUGAUCAGAUAGAAGUUUGCAGAGAUAAGGGCUGGACUGUGCAGUUUAACUGGUUUUUACAUCUUGUGCUUGGAAUCAAACAAGGAGUAGAAAAGCAUUCUGCUUAAUAUUUUAUGUAAAUUAACUGUGGGUGUGAACAGGAGGUUAGUGAAUCUACUUGUUAUUUAUGAAUUCUGAAUAAAUGAACAGUCAAAAUUGCCUUUACUCUUCUGGCAGCUUAAAUGGAUCUUGUGAAAAGGCAAGGACUUUUGCUCUGCCCCUCCAGGAGAUCUUCCUGCAGAAAAGAUUUUUUUUUUUAAUUUCUAAAGACACUUCAAGUUGCUGGAUUGUUUUAACUAGAUGCUUUGCUAAUGUGGCUUGGAUGUUUUUUUGCUUUCUUUAGCAAUAAUUUCAGAUAAAUAAAAGGAGGAGGUUGAGUAAGAUGAUAGCCUACAAACCCCUUAUGACCUUACCUUAAUUGUUCAUGAGGGUCAAGUCCUUCAAAACCAGAAGAUUUUAUAUAAAAUCUAUGGUUACAGUGAAAUCUCUGUAGGUAAUCCACAUCUGUCUCAGGAUGGUUUACCCACGAGUGUUCUUCACCCACAUCCUUUUCUUUUGUCCCUUCCUCAACAUUUUGUCCUUUCUGGAUUUUUAAUAUGUUGUCAAUAGAAAAGAGCUUUGGCUCGGCCAUGGGAGGAAAUUGCUUUAUUGUUACUGCAACCUCCUGACACAGACAACCAGUCUUGACUGCCAGGAGAACUUCACAGUUAACCUGGAAGUUCCUCAGAUAUGAACAUGAAAUUCUGAAGGUUUAGUUUUGAAAGAUUUUUUACUGUACUUUUUAGUGGGGAAGGUCCGUAUUAUGUUACAGAUUAUAUUCUAACUGUAAAGUUAUUAAAAUUCCACCUGUAUAGCAAAAGCUCUGUAGAAAAAGCAAUGGUACUUCCUUAUCCCUCAGAGAAAACUCCUUAUGUAAUUGACAUUUUACCAAAUAUCUGAGAAACCCAAAGUUAUUUAUUCCUUGGUGAUAUAUUUUCAGGAUAUACCUAGAAGGAAUUAAAUGUAGUCUUUGAAGUUGUGUAUAUUUUGAUAUUUAUUUUUAAAUUCCUGAUGAAACAAUACUACUGAAAAGCUAUUUAUGAAAGAAAAAGAAAUCCUUAUCUUUAAUUUCAAUAUUUAAACUUAAAAGAUGAAAAAAUGGGCAGUGUUAAGUAGAAUUUUAACUUCUCUACUGUAGAUUGCUUGCAAACAAGUCUGCCUAUGGUAGGAAAGGAAAAAACAUACAGCCCGAAUUAGUCUUUGACUUGAAUUAUUAUAGUAUACUUCCUGCUAAUUGAUUUUUACCAAAGAGAUGGCUUACAAUAUUGCUUUUUUGCACUUGUGCCCAUGUAAUUUAUUCCUUCAUUGUAGUGUUACAUGGGCUUUACAUUAUGUAUAAAUGAUUAACUGAAUUUUAAAAUUCUGUUAUCAUUUGCUUUGAUCAUUUCACAGAGCUGUUAUGAUUUUAACUAGUGUUACUACUGAGUGCACUCUUGAAGGAUUUUUAAUAAAUGUACUGUAAUUGGUGUCUCAGUUAUGAGAUGUAGCCAAUCUAUUCUUGAAAUGUAGAUGUUUAAUUGGUUAUUGUGCACAAGUAUUUUUGAUGUAAAUGGUAGACUCCAGUUAAGGAAAUCUCUAAGGUUAAAAUGUAGACUAUUUUGUUAUUCUGUUACAUUAUUAUUCUGUGCAAGAUAGGCUUUAGAUAAUGCUAAAAUAUAAACUAAAUGGUGAAUAUUGUCUGUAAAAUGAUAUUUUUAGAUUUGUAUUUUAUAGAUCUGAAAUAAAAUGGCAUGUUCUAUUCAUUUGAUUAUUAUUCAUGAAUAAGCAGCUUAGCCCAAAAUACCUAUAAAUAUUUUUUAUCCAGUUUCUUAAAGACUUAUCUCAGUAAGAAAUCAUAUUUAAAGUCCCACUCAGAGGAAGUGUUUUAGUUCCGUAUUAAUAAUUCUGUAUGAUGUCAGAUAUCUUAAAUUUUAAUAGUUAUAGUAUUAGAAUUGCAAUUAUUGUAAUUGUUAAAUUUGAAUAGAAUAUUGCCACUUUCUAAGAGCACUUUAUUCAUUCCUGGUAUGUUUUAUGAAGAAAAAUCUGAAGAUUUUAGUAAGUUCCUAGUUCUAAAAAAUAAGAAGAUCUACUGCUAAAUUUAACUCUAGCAUGGGGAAAUAAAUGCUAAUCACAACUUCAAGGGAAAUGGCACUCUUGAAGCAGCCUCCAUUUGCAGGAAAAGGUCUACUAGAGAUCUGUACCCAGAGGAAAGUAGUUUAGUCCUGCACUGAACUUAGGCUGAUGAUUUUUAUCAGCAAUUUACAAUGUGCUAUAUUGAAUUGUGUUUGUUGCAGACACCUAAAACACCUCAAUGCUGAGCAAAUUCCCAGGCCUGUCAUUGCUUUCCUUGCCCAUGCAGCCUGUGCUUGGGCUGCCUGGGCAGUGCUAGGCUGCCUUGUGUCUUCUGGGUGUGGGUGUUUGACUCCUGGGAGAUCAAAAGUAGCUGCCAAAUCUCCUCUUUACCUACGGAGCAAGCUGUGGGCACCAGCAUCUCCUUAUAAAUGGCUAUGCAAUCGUGGCUGAUCACCAGCUGGAUUUUGUGUCCCUCUGGAGACCUCCACCCACCACUGACCUUGUUUUCUGGCAAGCCCUGGCACAAGGAGAAACAAGGCAGAGAUGUGGUUCGAGGCAAUCCAGCCUCAGGGGGCAGAGGAACUGCCUUUCAGGUGAGGAGGAGGUGGGCACAAGGACAUGUCUGCUCAUCCCAGACAGAGCGCAGCUGUCCCGUUCUGCAGCAGCAGCUGCGUUCCCAAGGCCUGGAGAGCUGCAGCUGUAGCACAGAUGCCACUACUGGAGCAGGAGGCUGAACUACAAUUUCCUGAGUCUCACAGUGCAUAAACUCACUGACCCUUUAGAAUAACUGGUUUUUAAGGGUUAUAAACCAGGAAAUGUAAAGUAGUCACUAAUCACUAACCUUUUUCAGAAGCUCUAACACAACACACAGAAAAAGAAAAUUACUAAAUUUUCUAUGUAGGUCUCAAUUAUCAUCACUGUCUCCUGUUAGCCUUAAGAUUAUUUUUUGGAAAUUGUUUUAAGGGUGACUUUUUCUUUGAGGUCUAUCAUAUUUUCUUGGUAGUCUCAUUCACAUUACGACUGCACCUAACAGUGGAAAUUCAAAUCUUUUCUUAGAGUUAGUGCCUCAGACUCAGUUGUGACUUGACAUCUCUUUUUCCCCAACAAGGUCAUUGAGAUGUUGGUUAGCAGUGAGUGUGUCCCCAAGGCUCCAUCCUAAUUAUAUUCCAGGACAGGAAGAGAAGUUGAAAUGGAGCUAAGGUGUACAAUGUGAUUAUAUUUAGAUCUUCAUUGAAUACACUGGUUGCACUUGUUAGAAGAUAGAUUAACCCUAUCAUUAACAGAGUAUUGAGACUUAACAUGUUUAGCAGAUUUUUUUCUAAAAUGUAAUCAAUGAUACAUAAAUACAGGUAUGAACAAAUGACUUCAGAAAAAUAUCAAUGAAAAUUGCAACUGUUGUAUUUUUAUUAUAAACCUUUUUCCUGAGUACCAGCAGCAUUCUGCAAGUCCACGUCCCAAGGUUUAUAUAGAUUUCAGACUCUGUGCUAAUGCCUUUAUAAUGUAGUUUGUGUAAAGUAGUCUUGAAAAUAAAAAAUUAAUAAAAUCUGGGAUACCA